UUUGCCCCUGAUGCUUUGCUAGGCUUGGGCCAAGGUAAUUCAGUUGUCCUCCUUUGUCUGCCCAGCGUCCCCCCAGUCCCUGCUGAAAGUCCAGAUGGAGAAGCAGGCCCCUGUGUGGGGCAGAAAUGGAGACCUGACUAGCCUCAAGGCCAGUCUUGCCUCAAAGGGUUGGCAGUCCAGGAAUGGCCAUGUGAAGAAGGUGGAGGUGGUCUCUUCAGGGCCCCACCCUCUCCUGCCCGCCACCAUCCGGGAGAUGGAGGCCAGCAGUGCAGCCUUGGAGACCACCCAAAUCAAGGACAAGCUAAAGAAGAGGAGACUCUCUGAGGGGCUGUCUGCUUCUCCCAGAGCUUCCUUGGAUGCUAGAGGAGUUACUAAGGGUACUUCCCUGAAGAGUGCCGUCCCCCAAUCCACCUCUCAGAGAUUACUGACGGCUUCCAGGCCAAUGCCUCCCAUCCGGAGCAUCCCCACCACCCCGGAGGUCAAAGGGUCCUUGGAGAAUGCCUCAGGCCCACAAGGGAGUAGCAAGAGCCAGCUAAGGGCAACUCCGGCUGCACAAGAGGUGCAGAUAUCCCUUCAGUACCUGCAUUGCAAAGAUGAGAAGAUGAGGCAGUCUCUGGGAGGUGCCCUGAUCCCUCCCAUCCUGAAGGCCGGACAGCCAGCAGACACCAAGUCAGUAACAUUACCAGCUAUUGUUAGCAAUCCUAGUCCUGUGCCCCCAGGCCAAGAUGUCCUCACUAUCCAGGAGGUCCCUGGAAUAGGAUUGGUACAGGAGAACAGUCCCCAGAAGAGGACCCCCAAGUCUGUGGAGGAAAGGCCUAUGAUCCCUCCUGCCCGAGCCAUGCCAGCUGGUGGCACAAAGUCUGCUGUCCAUUCCUCCCAGACUGCAUCUCCAUUGAUGACACCCUCCUUCAGCCAUGCCAACAAAGACAAACAGCUGAGGACCCAACAGUUGCUGAAGGAAGUGGGCCGGCCAGAAAGCAGCCCCAGGAUCCAGGUGACCAUUGCCAAGUCAGCCCAAGAAAAGAUGCUUCUGAAGCAAAUGAAAGAAAUGGAGUUAUUCCAGCGGGUCAGGGAGCGAGAGGAAAGGCAUCGGGAGAGAGACUUUCUGUCCCAGAGUCUGAGCUCCAGGAGCAUGAUCAAGGAAGGGCUCAUUCCCCUCCGCAAUGGUGGACCCCUGUCUGUUUCCACCAAGUUGGGAAGCCCAUGCAGAACCAGCCUCGGCAUUAUCUUGAAGAAACGAGCUAACCGUUCCUCUCUGCCCAGUCUCCCCGUCGUCAACCAGGGACCCCGUUUUACCCGCCACGCCUCAGCCAAUUCCUUACCUGCAGUGUUCACAGUGGGUUCUCCAGAAUGGGAGGAAGAAGAACGGAUAGACAGCUGCAAAGAGCCGAGGCCUCUCUCAAAUCCAGAGCUAGUACUGAUGAAUGCCUUCCAAUGGCUUGAGAGCAAUGAUUGGCAGAUGAAACAGAAAGGUCUGGUGAGCAUCAGACGCCUGGCAAUCUGUCACCCUGAGGUCCUUGCAGAGAGACUGCAUGAUGUUUCCUUGGCAGUAAUGAGGGAGGUUACCAAUCUCCGCUCCAAGGUGUCCCGCCUGGCCAUCAGCACAUUGGGAGACCUCUUUUGUACCAUGAAGAAGAACAUGGACCCAGAAGCUGAAGAAGUCGCCCGAUGUUUGCUCCAGAAGAUGGGGGAUACCAGCGAAUUUAUCCAAACAGCUGCUGAUCGGUCCCUGGGAGCCAUGGUAGAAAAUGUGACUCCUUCCAGAUCCCUGGCAGCUCUCACAACAGGGGGUGUACACCACAGGAACCCACUAGUCCGAAAAUGCACCGCUGAGCACCUAUGCAAUGUCUUAGAGCAGAUUGGGGCUGAGAAACUACUGUCAGGGACAAGGGACAGUACUGACACGCUGAUUCAAAUCCUGGUAAAGCUUGCCCAGGACUCCAAUAAAGAAACAAGGCUUUAUGGUCGGAAAAUGAUAAACAGCUUGAUGUCAAACUCGAAGUUUGAUGCAUUCCUGAAACAGUCCCUCCCGUCUCAUGACUUAUGUAGUGUGAUGGCAACCAUCAAACAGAAGGGAGUGGAAGAAAACGUAGAGCCUCCACCUAUCAGGGGCCACAAGAUAAUGAAGACCAUAACAAUCUCUGAGGACACCCGGCCUAGUGAACAGGGGUGCAGCUCAGAGAAUGAGCCGACAGCGGUCCAGAGAGCCGCCACUCGUCACGCAGAAAUGGCGGAGCAGCUGAAGGAGCUGAACUCACUGCUGCAGUCCAAGGAGCACCGGGCCCGAAUGGAAGGCAUCACACUCCUCCUCGCGCACUGCAAGAACAGCCAACAUUUCAUCACCACCAACCUAACGCAGAUCUUUGAUGCGUUCAUUCCAAGGCUCCAGGAUCCCAACAAGAAAGUGAACCAGUGUGCCUUAGAGGUCUUCACAGAAAUGAUCCCUCACCUCAAAGAUAACUUACACCCAGUGCUGGUUUCCGUGGUCACUGCGGUCUCAGAUAACCUCAACUCAAAGAGUUCUCCCAUUUAUGGAGCUGCCGUGAUGGCUCUGGAUGCCAUGAUUGAGAACAUAGACAACUUUUCCCUGCUACAAGCAUUUGCGGGUCGGCUUUGUUUCCUGAGUGGCCGAGCAAUGUGUGACAUCACACAGCGUCUAUCAGUGCUUGUGACUUCAGUCUACUCUCUGAAGCCUCAGGGUGUGGAAAGACAUGUCCUCCCUGUUCUCUGGUACUUCCUGAACAACAUGAUUGGGAACGGGGUCCUGCCAGGACAUAGUGGCAACAUCCGCAGUGUGGUGUGUCAGCUGACCAAGAGCCUCUAUGAGCAAAUGGGGACUCGACUGCAGGACUGUGCUGCUGGACAGCCAAAGCAAGUCAGCAAGAUGCUUCAGGAAAUCUUGGACUCAGACUUUCAGUGAGGCGGAGUAGGGACAGGGGCUGGGGGCCGGGGGAGGAACAAAAGGGGUGCCGCCCCCCACUUUGAGACCAUUGGCAGCUCAAGAACUUUCAGCUGGAUAAAACAUGGAUCUGAAAUGGGCAAUUAUUUUUUUUAACUCUUAUUUUUUUUCAGAUAGAGGAAUCUAUUGGUAGAAUAGAUCUAUAGCGUUUCAGAUGUAUAUAGUUUAU
Messenger RNA from Vombatus ursinus (common wombat), 3128 nucleotides. It is a transcript of the gene TOGARAM2, whose product is annotated as TOG array regulator of axonemal microtubules 2. The coding region runs from base 95 to 2920 and encodes 941 amino acids. Lineage: Eukaryota; Metazoa; Chordata; Mammalia; Diprotodontia; Vombatidae. Gene Ontology annotation, biological process: microtubule cytoskeleton organization. Gene Ontology annotation, cellular component: cytoplasmic microtubule; cilium. The transcript is spliced from 17 exons. Gene Ontology annotation, molecular function: microtubule binding. The record is from RefSeq and is a predicted model, not a curated record.